AUGGGUAUGUGUUCAAUUUUUUUCAUUUUUUUUGGAUCAAAAUUUUUUCCUCUUAAUACAAUUUAAUUUCCGAAAUCAAACGUUUUUAUCCACGUGGAGGUUUCGAAAAAAAAGAAGUUAUGAAAUUUUGUUUGUUUUUUGAGUUUAGAAAAUGAGGUUUCUAUCUCCAGAAUCUUGCAAGAUGGAUUUCUUUCAGAAAUUUUUCCGAAAACUUUAAACAAAAAAAUUCAAUUUUUUAUUUUUUGAAAAAUUACAAAAUCUUGAUCUUUUUGAAAUAUGCUUUUUGAAAAAUUCCCAUUUUUACAACAUUCUAAUUUCUAGAAAAUGUAUACUUUUUUGUAACUAUGACUACAUUAAAAAACGUGUAUCCUAGGGACAAUUUUUUAAUUUCCGCCUCUUCGUUUUAUUCGUGUUUUUUGCUUGCUAACUGAAGAAAAAUGCCAGCUUCUGGUGAUUUUUCGAAAAUUAAAGUUAGACGAAAACCUAAGCCCAAAAAAGCCACGUCAUCUACUGAAUCUACAACUAUUUCCAAAAAAUCCAAGAAAUCUACCGGAAGGUCGAAAAAGUCUACGGUUACUGUAAUUAUUCCUAAAAAGCCUAAAUCGGAGUCUAAGCCUAAAUCGAAGCCUAAAAAUAAGCCCAAGAAAAAGAAAAAGAUCAAAAAAGGUAAGAAACAUACUUUUUAUUUUUCAAACUUGUAAACUUGGCGCCAAAAAUUAAUUUGUGAUAUUUUUGGAACAACCUAGAUUAACCUAGUUCACAAAUAAUUUUUAGAAACUCAAAAAAAUCGACUGGGAGGUCUCAAAAUAUUCCAUUACUGUAAUUACUUCUGAAAAGCCCGAUUCUAAGCCUAAAAACACUACAUAAACCUGAGCCCAAGAAAGAAAAAAAUCAAAUUGGUAAGAAAAUCGAUAAAAGCAGUGCACUUUUUUCCCCUCCACCUCCCCUUUUUCAAACAAAUGUUAACCUAUCCAAAAAUGUUUUUUCAUAUAAAUUUUGCAAUAAAACUGACCAUGGAUAGAUUGUUUGCCUGUCGGUUCCCCCUUCCUCCAUAAUAAUCCCUCGUCUUAUGCAAAUUUUCACCUUUUUCAAUUUCCUCUAAAAAUUUUCGGACGUAAUCGUAAUAUACAAAAAGAAAGACCACGUUUUUCGCUUUUUUGCUGAUAAUAUUUUUUUUUGAAAAAAUAAAAAAAAAUGAUUAUUUUUUUUCGCCGGCUGGCUGACUGGGCUGAUUCACCCUUUUUCCAUCAAUUUUUCUGCCAAAAAAAGACAAUUCGUAUAUUUUUCCUUUUUCAAACUUUUUUUUGGACAACUCUUCGAUAAAAAAGUAUUUAGAUGAAUCAUCGAAAAAAUCGUUUUCUGAUAAACUUUAUUAGUCAUCCAAUAUUUACCUACAACAUCGACAAUAAAAUAGAUAAAUUUUCCUGAUUUUUUUCUUACAGUUUCAGCUUCAGUUGCACCAGAAAAAUCGUCGGUUACGAACGCUUUUCAGGACACAAAUAGUAAAAUACAAGGUGAGUAAGUAAUAACGUUUUAUCACACAAUUCACAAUUUUGAGUGACGUUGAAUUGUAAAACACAAAAAUUUAUUAGAAAAAACGCAGAGAACAAUGAUAAAAGUAGAAACAUUUACUCAAAAAAAAUUAAUUAUGGAUCUUUUGGCGAUCGAAAAAUUUUGAUUAUGUAGUAAAAGUUUUAUGUGGACAAAAACCCUAUUUUCAUACUUUUCGUUCCAAAUAUGUGAAAUGUUUCCAUUCUAAAGGCACAUGCAAAAUAUUUUUAAUCCAAAUAAUAAUCUUUUUGUUAAAUAUGCGCUUUUUCAAAGUUUAUUCUAUUUACCCUUUUGUCAUGGCAGCCUUAUUUGUGUUAUUUUUGAGGUAUGUGACUUUGUGCCCCAAAUUCCCUCACAAGACAUCAGUCAAUCCCAAAAAUUAUUUUUUUUAAUUUCAGAUUCGACAAGUCCUCAAACCUCGAACCCUCCAUCAACACCAUCCAAGAAAAAGUCGAUGUUAAGUUGGCUGCCAUGUUGUUCGAGUAUAGCCGGAAACUCGAAAGAUCAGAAAACUGUGACAGAACGAAGGCUUCGAGCUAACGAUCGAGCAUAUAAUUCACAAUUCAAAUAUGCAGAUAAUUUGAUCAAAACUUCAAAAUACAAUGCAAUCACUUUUGUUCCUCGAAAUUUAACUGAGCAAUUCACUCGAAUAGCCAAUGCUUAUUUUCUAAUUUUAAUGAUUUUACAAUUUAUUCCUCAAAUUUCUUCUAUAUCAUGGUAUUCGACUGCAGUGCCAUUAUUUAUUGUUUUAGCAUUUUCAGCGAUUAAAGAUGGUUAUGAUGACGUGGUAAGUUGUUUUUUCGGUUUUUGAUGUGGUUCUCACAGAGCACAUUUUUUGUUGAAAAAAUAUUCGUACACAAAUAAAUAAAUAAAUAUACUGUGAUUUCCCACAGCAACGACAUAUUUCCGAUCGUCGUGUAAAUGGUCGAAAAUCAUAUGUUGUUAGGAAUGGAACACUUUGUGAAGAAGAAUGGAGCAAUGUAAAAGUUGGAGAUGUUAUUCGAAUGAUGUCUAAUCAAUUCGUCGCUGCUGAUCUAUUACUUAUCUCAACUUCAGAACCUCACGGAAUGUGUUAUAUUGAAACUAUGGAACUUGAUGGUGAAACAAAUUUGAAGACUCGAGGAGCUAUGACAAAUACUGCUUCUAUGGGUGAUGAUCUAGAUUUGAUAACAAAAUUUGACGGGGAAAUUGUGUGUGAACCACCGAAUAAUAAAUUGGAUAAGUUUCAAGGAAAACUCAUUUGGCAAAAUCAAGAAUUUGGAAUUACUAAUGAGAAUAUUCUUUUGAGAGGUUGCAUAUUGAAAAAUACCCGGUGGUAAGAUUUUUUCAUUCAGAGAUUUAUUGUUUAUUAUCAACGAUGAAAAAUGUGGCAGCUCGUAAAUAGAAAAUUAGCGCCGAUGAAAAAAAUAAUUCAAUGUUUCUGGGGCGUUGAAAGCGCUGCGUGAGAGCGUUGCGGUUGGAAAAAAAAAUAUUUUGAAUUUUCAUGGAAUUGAUCAAUGAAAAUUUUUGAUCUACUCUCCCAUGUGUCUAAAUCUCUCAAAACGACUCAAUAUUUCUUGAUCAAAAUAAAAACACUUGCGUUGCCGUUCUUUUGAUUCGUCAUCCAACCGCAACGCUCUCACGCAGUGCUUUCAACGCCCCAGAAACAUUGAAUUAUUUUUUCAUCGGCCCUAAUUUUCUAUUUACGAGCUGCCACAUUUUUCAUCGUUGAUAAUACUAAAACAUUGAAUUCAGGUGUUAUGGAGUUGUUGUGUUUGCUGGAAAAGAUACAAAACUUAUGAUGAAUAGUGGAAAAACCAAGCUGAAAAGAACAUCAUUGGAUAGAUUUCUUAAUAUUUUGAUCAUGGGAAUCGUACUGUUCCUAAUCGCAAUGUGUCUAAUCUGCACCAUUCUUUGUGGAGUUUGGGAAUAUACUACCGGUCGAUAUUUUACAAUUUAUUUGCCUUGGGAUGAUGUUGUGCCUAGUCCAGAAGAAAAAGGAGCGAGACAAAUUGCAUUGAUCGCAUUUCUCAUGUUUUUCUCUUAUAUAAUUCUAUUGAACACAGUUGUACCAAUUUCAUUAUAUGUCAGUGUUGAGAUUAUCCGAUUUAUUCAUUCUUUAUGGAUUAAUUACGAUCAACAAAUGUAUUAUGAAAAUGGUGAGAAAAGUGUGGCCGCCAAAGCGCAUACAACAACUUUGAAUGAGGAACUUGGACAAGUUCAAUAUGUGUUUAGUGACAAAACAGGAACAUUGACUAGAAAUAUUAUGACUUUUAAUAAAUGCACAAUCAAUGGAAUAUCCUAUGGCGAUGUUUAUGAUAAAAAAGGAAAUGUGUUAGAGGUCAAUGAUGUGAGUUCACUUCUAAAUGUUGCAUUAAAUAUAAUCCGUUUCUUUUUUCAGAAAUCCAAACCAAUUGACUUCACCUGGAACCCAAUGUCUGAAACAUCUUUCAUGUUCUACGACCAAAAUCUUGUUGAUGCAACAAAACGGAAAGUUCCGGAAGUUUGCAUGUUUUGGAGAUUGUUAGCACUUUGUCAUACAGUAAUGCCAGAAAGAGAAAAGGGUCAAUUGAUCUACCAAGCUCAAUCUCCAGAUGAAGCUGCUCUAACAUCUGCUGCUAGAAAUUUUGGAUACGUCUUCCGUGCCAGAACACCACAAAGUAUCACAAUCGAAGUUAUGGGUCAAGAAGAAACUUAUGAAUUGUUGUGUAUUUUGGAUUUUAACAAUGAAAGAAAACGAAUGUCUGUUAUUGUUCGAGAUAAUCAAGGAAAAAUCAGGUUGUACUGUAAAGGCGCAGAUAUGAUGAUUAUGCAGAGAAUAAAAUCAACAACACCUUCGAUUCUACGAGAUUCCACAACAACACAUCUCGCUGAUUUUGCCAAUAUUGGGUUAAGAACUUUGUGUUUAGCCUACAAAGAUAUCGAUUCGAGAUAUUAUGAAGAUUGGUCGGUAUGUUUCAAAAUUCACAUCGAAAUUUCCACGAAAAUUUUUCAAAUUUUUCAGAAUCGUCAUCAUCAAGCCUCUUUGGCAAUGGAAAAUCGUGAUGCUAAACUUGAUGAAAUCUCGGAAGAAAUUGAAAAAGAUAUGACACUAAUCGGUGCCACUGCAAUUGAAGACAAGCUCCAAGACGGCGUUCCCGAGGCUAUUGCCAGAUUAUCUGAAGCUAAUAUCAAGAUCUGGGUUCUUACUGGCGAUAAAACCGAGACAGCCAUCAAUAUUGCAUAUUCCUGUAGAUUACUAACUGAUGAAACCAGAGAAAUUGUAGUUAUUGAUGCUCAAACCGAACCAGAAGUUGAAGUUCAACUCAAAGACACUCGAAAUACUUUUGAAAAUAUUUUACGAACGGUGAGUAGUACUUUUUGAGUACAAAUAAAUGAUUUUAAAAAAUUCAUAAAUACCUGUUGAGAAACAGAAACCAUCCACAAUACGAAGGAGCAGUUUGAUAGACACUUAUAUAAAUGAAAUUAUAAAAUUGUUAGAUGAGGUAUUUAGAGCUAGGAUUUAAGUUUGGCUGAUGUUUAAUGAGUUUCUAAUUAUUACUAGAUGCAUGAUUCAAUUAGAAAUAUUUAAGAUUCAAAUUGAUUCAAAUUUACAGCCAACGUCUCCUGGAACCAAACCCCACAUUGAUAUUCAAACAAUUCACGAGGAUUCUGAAUUCACAUCGUCGGGUUCUGCUCGAAGUAUGGAUAGGAAUAUAAAAUCGCCAGUGGAUUUGGAAAACUUGGAGCAUCAAGAUGGUAAUGGCGGAGUUGCUUUAGUUAUCAAUGGAGACUCAUUGGCAUUUGCCUUGGGUGCAAGAUUAGAGAGAACAUUUUUGGAAGUUGCUUGUAUGUGUACAGCUGUGAUUUGUUGUCGAGUUACACCAUUACAAAAAGCGCAAGUAGUCGAUUUGGUGAAACGAAACAAAAAAGCUGUCACUUUAUCAAUUGGUGAUGGGGCAAAUGAUGUUAGUAUGAUCAAGACUGCGCAUAUUGGUGUAGGAAUUUCUGGUCAGUGAAUUUAUAUAUAUUUUUUGGAAAAAAAUAUCGAGUUUUUGUAGGUCAGGAAGGAAUGCAAGCAGUUUUGGCGUCGGAUUAUUCAGUGGGACAAUUCAAAUAUUUAGAAAGACUUUUGCUGGUUCACGGAAGAUGGUCGUAUAUUCGAAUGGCCAAGUUCUUGCGUUAUUUCUUCUACAAAAACUUUGCAUUUACUCUAACCAAUUUCUGGUAUUCAUUUUUUUGCGGUUAUUCAGCACAAACUGUUUUCGAUGCAGUUCUAAUUGCUUGUUACAAUUUGUUUUUCACAGCUCUUCCAGUUUUAGCUAUGGGAUCUUUAGAUCAAGAUGUUGAUGAUGCCUAUUCGUUACGGUAAGUAAAUUUAAACUCUAAUCUUUCAAUUAAAUUAUACGAAACAAUUUUCAGUUACCCAAAACUCUAUCUACCUGGACAGUUCAAUUUAUUUUUCAAUAUGCGCAUUUUCAUAUAUUCAGUUCUAGAUGGAAUGUUCAGUUCACUUGUGAUAUUUUUCGUGCCUUACGGUGCAUUUUAUAAUGCGGCUAGUUCAUCGGGAAAAGAUUUAGACGAUUAUGCGUCACUUGCGUUCACAACCUUCACUGCUUUGAUUGUUGUUGUUACCGGACAGGUGAAAACUUAAGACUUAGAUCUGAAAUUGACACAUGAAUAAUUUCAGAUUGCUUUUGAUACCUAUUAUUGGACAGCCAUCAAUCAUUUUGUUAUUUGGGGAAGUCUUGUUCUAUACUUUUUCGUUGUUUUCUUGAUUUAUGAAUGGCUUCCGAUGUCUUGGGUUCUCAAAACAUCCUCCUCAAUAUCAUACGGUGUUGUAUACAAAACAAUGGUCACUCCACAUUUCUGGUUUUCAAUUCUCAUGGUUUCUGUAGUGUUACUCCUUCCCGUCAUGCUCAAUCGAUUCUUCUGGUUAGACACACAUCCAUCGUUCGCAGAUCGGUUAAGAGUUCGAAGAAAAAUGGGAAAAUCUGCAACAAAGGAGGAAAAGAAACCGCAAUUCAAACGAACUGCUGCGACGAAGCGAAGUAUGCGCGGAUCGUUACGAAGUGGUUAUGCAUUUUCGCAUUCGCAAGGUUUCGGAGAGCUUAUUCUCAAAGGAAAACUUUUCAAAAAUGUGGAGCAAUUACGAGGACGUGGUUCAGGUUCCAAAAUUCAUCCGCAAGAUGAUGCCAAGCCACCACUUCUUUCAUCUGUGCCAAAAGUGAGUUCCCCACGUCAUAGCUAUGAAGCAACUUUAAUCCAAAUUUUUUUUGCAGGACUUCCAAGGCUCCUCAACAAACCCUCCAAUGUCUCUCCCCAUCGGGGAACACAAUCUAAACGUCAACACCGAAGAUUGGUAAGCCACCUUGAAAUUCUUACAUCAGGUUAAAAACUUCUAUAACUGUGUGAAGUACCUCCUCUCUAACUAUAUCUAUAGCUGUAGUAAUACUGUAUAAUAGGUCUCAUAGCGAAAAUCGUCCAUCAUAUGUCAAAGAAGCGCCGACGCCGUAUCAGGGAAUAAUUCUACGCGGUGAUGGUCAACGAGUUCGUCCAAUUCCAAAAAUCAUUACAGAGGUUUGAUGUUGUGUGUUGUGUGGCUUUCAUUUGUUUAUUUACAUAUGUUAGUGUUUGUUUUUUCUCAGUUUCUGCUUACCUUUUGUUGAGGCUGAUUUUUAAUUUUGAAAUUAUAUCAAUUUUAAAAACUUACAGGAAUUCGAACAACAACCAGACGUGAUAAUUGAACGGAUGUGA
This is a messenger RNA of Caenorhabditis angaria, 7266 nucleotides long. The record is from the annotation of a GenBank genome assembly. Lineage: Eukaryota; Metazoa; Nematoda; Chromadorea; Rhabditida; Rhabditidae.